GUGGUUUGUGGUUUUUUAUUCAUUUAAUAGCCUGGAAUUUUGUUGCAUCAAUUUAUUAUGAUGAAUUCUGUGUACACCUGGUGUCGUGACCACCGGCUCCAUCAUCGUUACUCCGACACGGAUGCCGACCCUCACAACUCCAAGCGUGGCUUCUUCUUCUGCCACAUCGGUUGGCUCAUGCAUAAGAAGCAUCCCUACGUCAAAGAAUUCGGAAAGAUGAUCAACAUGAGUGACUUGCAAGGUGAUUGGAUGGUGAUGUUUCAGAAAAAGUAUUACAUAGUUUUAUACCCAAUAUUAGCAAUACUGCUUCCAGUUUGGGUCCCAGUGCAUUACUUCGGUGAGACCUGGUGGAACUCUCUAUUCGUGAGUUUCUUUGCUCGCUACGUAUGCCAGUUGCACGGGACGUGGUGUGUCAACAGCAUAGCACACCUCUACGGCACUAGACCGUAUGAUAAGAAUUUGCAACCUGUGGAAUCAUGGUUCGUAUCCUUUUUAAGUCUAGGCGAGGGUUGGCACAACUACCACCACGCGUUCCCCUGGGACUACAAGGCCGCUGAGCUGACCAUGCAUUUCAAUCUAUCCGCCAGUAUCAUUAGAUUCCUUGAAAGGAUUGGAUUGGCUUAUGAAUUAAAAUCUGCUUCUACUGAUAUUGUAGCCAGUCGUGUAUUAAGGACGGGAGACGGCAGUCACUACAAGAUGGGCACUGAAGAAGGACGCGCGGCGGUGACAGCGUGGGGUCCACUACACCCUCUCAACCCUACCUACAACACUACUCUCACGGCACCAGACGUCAUACUCAAUCCAAGAGAACUAACACUAUGCAGUUAAAUUAAAAUCGACAUUGACACAAAAGAAAGUCUGAAUAUAGUUUAAGCAUAGGUACUCUUAAUUUUUCUUAAGAAUAUUUUUGUUUAGAUUUUUGAUUUGAUUUUUCGAUAUAACUUAUUAAUUCCAAUCAUUGUUCAUCUGUUUGAUCUGAAUCCAUAGUCUGAUCUUCCAUGGUUUUUUAGAGGUUAAACAUGUAAAGUAAAAGCACGUAGGCCCAACAAACAGCUUAGCACAUCUCCGAAAACGAAGUACUAAGAGGCAAGGUCAUUACAAUAUGCAAAUGUUUCCAUUAAACGAAAUCUAGCUCAACGAACAAUGUCACACGUAAUUAACAUAAAACAACAAUAGUUCAAGUUCUGUGCUCUAUUGCAACAAUGUAUAAAUUAUUUCAUAAUAACAAUUGAAAUACACAAAAGAUUUAAAACACCAUUCAUUACUAUUUUCCAUAUAUAUUUGUAUGUGUACAAACACCAUGAAAUAUGUAUAAUUGUACCUGAAACAUUUGACGGUACAAUACGUAGGUAGAACCACAUCUCCAAGUAGGUUCCAAAGAUCUACUUACCAUAUUGUAAAGAAGAAUUUAGACUAAGUGGUGCUUAUUAUAGAACAAUAUCGAAAGGCAAAUAAAGAAAGAAAGACAAUAAUGAAAGAAAUG
Spodoptera litura is the source of this 1483-nucleotide messenger RNA. The record is from RefSeq and is a predicted model, not a curated record. Lineage: Eukaryota; Metazoa; Arthropoda; Insecta; Lepidoptera; Noctuidae.